AUGCCGUUCACCGAAGUCACCCUGAACGACGGCCGCAAGAUUCCCGCUAUCGGCUUUGGGACAUGGAAAGUCCCCAACGACGUCACAGCUGGCGAGGUGGAUCAGGCUAUCGAUAUUGGGUUUGACCAUAUCGAUACUGCCCAAAUGUACGGCAACGAAACCGAAGUCGGACAAGCCAUCAAAGAAAGCGGUCUCUCCCGCAAAGAUAUCUGGGUAACGACCAAAUGGUCUGGCGUAGACAACAAAUCCCCCCGUCAAUCCAUCCUCGAAUCCCUCGAAAAACUUGGGCUGGAAUACCUCGACCUUUACCUCAUCCACCAUCCGAGGUUGGCGAAGGGGGAUAUCAGGGGAACGUGGAAGGAGUUUGAGGGGCUGAAGAAGGAGGGGUUUGUCAAGUCUAUUGGGGUUUCCAACUUUACAAAAGAAGACCUCCAAGAGCUCCUCACUCACGCAACAAUCAAACCCGUCGUGAACCAAAUCCUCCUCCACCCCUACGUCAUCUCCACCCAAGGUCCCCUCCUCUCCUACCUCUCCCAACAAAACAUCAUCCCUGAAGGCUACUCUUCCCUCAUCCCUCUCACCUCCAAGCCUGGUGGGCCGGUGGAUAAGCCUGUGGGGGAGAUUGCGGAGAGGUUGGGGAAGAAGCCGGAACAGGUGCUUUUGGCUUGGUCGAAAGCUAAGGGUGCCGUAAUCGUGACCACCUCGUCAAAGAAGGAAAGGCUGGAAUCAUACCUCGACGUAGGCGACAUCACCCUCUCCCCCGACGACGUGCACGCCAUCGACAAGGCCGGUAUCAAGGGUCAGCUCUGGGAAGAGAGGAAGGAGAGAUUGGUGAAAGCUAGCAAGUGGGCUGUGCCGGUGUAUAUCGGAUUUUGGGUCUUGUUCAAGGCUUUCAGUGCUUGA
Cryptococcus wingfieldii CBS 7118 is the source of this 903-nucleotide messenger RNA. Its product is annotated as oxidoreductase. NCBI's taxonomy places the organism in Eukaryota, Fungi, Basidiomycota, Tremellomycetes, Tremellales, Cryptococcaceae. Gene Ontology annotation, molecular function: oxidoreductase activity, acting on NAD(P)H as acceptor. The transcript is spliced from 4 exons. The record is from RefSeq and is a predicted model, not a curated record. Bases 1 to 903 code for a protein of 300 amino acids.